GGCAUCAGGCAGUAUCAUCGCGACCUGCGCACGCGCCGACAUCGCCUGAAAAACGACUCUGAACGAUCCCGCUGCGAACAUUGUCUUAUUAGAUCCCACUUGAAAUAAAAACGAGACCAGCGUUGAGCUUCGGUCUUCUGUAACCAGAAAGACGCCAGGAAAAGUGUCUUUUAAGGGCAAAACCCAAUUCGAGGAUGGAAUCACAUGAAAAAAACGCUACCUCGGGUCACAACGACCUGAGACCUGAAAAUAUUGAAAUGGGCGCAAGAAAUGGAAAUGGCACGGCGGCUAGGAAAGUCAAAGACAUAGAUGAUCUGUUCCCGUACAUCGGGGACUUUGGCUGGUACCAGCGCAUCCUGUUCCUCUUGAUGAUACCCUUCUCAUUCUUCUUCGCGUUUGUAUACUUCGGACAGAUCUUCAUGACUGUGGUUCCAUCCGAGCAUUGGUGUUUUGUGAAAGAGCUGGCGAAUUUGACGGUGGAAGACAGGCGUCGCUUAUCAGUUCCCUUCAACAACGGGAGCUACGAGAAGUGUUUCGUGUAUGACGUGGAUUGGCAGAAAGUUCUGGAGGCCGGGAACGUAACAGCUGACCCGGCGUGGCCCAUCAAGAAAUGUGUGGACCAGUGGGAGUUUAAUUACACCGAUGUGCCAUACAAGACCAUAGCUUCGGAGCUGGGUUGGGUGUGCGAUAGAGACAACUACGGUGCCACUGCUCAAUCAAUAUUCUUCUGUGGAGCUAUCGUUGGUGGACUGAUAUUUGGAUGGAUUGCUGAUAAAUAUGGCAGAAUACCAGCUAUUGUUGGGACCAACAUGAUUGGUUUUAUAGCGGGAGUCGGAACAGCAUUUGCAAACAGUUUCUGGUCAUUCUGCCUCUGCAGAUUUCUGGUUGGAUUGUCGUACGACAACUGCUUCGUUAUAAUGUAUAUCGUUGUGGUAGAGUACAUUGGACCAAAAUGGCGGACGUUCGUAGCGAACUUUUCUAUAGCGGUCUACUUUACGUUUGCCGGCUGCAUACUGCCCUGGAUCGCGGUAGGCGUGGCCGACUGGAAGAUCUACUCCCUCAUCAUCAGCGUACCUUUGGUGAUGUCAAUCAUAACGCCGUGCGUGGUUCCAGAGAGUGCGAGAUGGCUAAUAUCGCAAGGACGUAUUGAGGAAGCUUUGAAGAUUUUGAAGAGAUGUGAAAGGAUUAAUGGCAAUAAAAUACCUGACGAAAUUAUUGCAGAAUUUAAGGAAACCGCAACGAUAAUUGCGAAAGAAGAGCAAGAGAAUAAAAACUACUCCAUCCUGGAUCUGUUCAGGACUCCUCGUCUGAGGAAGAACAGUAUUCUUCUCUUGGUGAUAUGGAUGGCAAUCGCUAUGGUAUUCGAUGGUCACGUGAGGAACGUCGGUUCUCUGGGUCUGGAUAUGUUUCUCACGUUUACCGUGGCGACGGCUUCCGAGUUCCCCGCUGAUAUUCUUCUGAUUCUGACUUUGGAUGUGCUCGGUCGUCGCUGGCUAGCGUUUGGUUCUAUGGUCAUCAGUGGCCUCUUCAGUCUACUGGCUACAACUGUGCCAUAUGGUAUACCAUCAGCAACUUUAGCUAUCGUGGGCCGUUUUGCUGUAAACAUCUCAUACAACAUCGGCAUACAGUUCGCGGCGGAGCUGCUGCCGACCGUAGUGAGGGCGCAGGGUUUGGCCCUGAUCCACAUCGUCGGCUACAUAGCGACUAUACUCGUGCCUUACAUUGUCUAUAUGGCCACCAUAGCAAUCGAGAUCCCGCUAAUAAUUCUGGGUGCUCUGGGCAUCCUGGGCGGGUGCUGCUGCUUGUUCCUGCCGGAGUCGCUGGGCAAGGACAUGCCGCAGACCAUCCAGGACGGCGAGGACUAUGGCCGGGACCAGAAGUUCUGGAAUAUGCCCUGCUGCUCCAAGAAAAUUUCAGAUAAGCAGCACACAUCCAGACUGUAAUAGCAGCACGCGAUCUUCUAGAAUUCAGAAGUGUUAUGUACUUAACCAAUUAUUUUAUUUUGUGUCUAUAGUUAAAAAUAAAAUAUUUGAAA
Aricia agestis (brown argus) is the source of this 2035-nucleotide messenger RNA. RefSeq names its product carcinine transporter-like. Gene Ontology annotation, biological process: transmembrane transport. Gene Ontology annotation, cellular component: membrane. Bases 195 to 1943 code for a protein of 582 amino acids. Gene Ontology annotation, molecular function: transmembrane transporter activity. The record is from RefSeq and is a predicted model, not a curated record. Lineage: Eukaryota; Metazoa; Arthropoda; Insecta; Lepidoptera; Lycaenidae. The transcript has 13 exons.